AUGGAAACGAACGAAGAAGAAGGUGGAAAAACAACAUCAUCAGAGGAUUAUAAUUCUUCAUCACUUAUAGAGUCCAAGUCUGGAAGUGCUCUAUAUGAUGAGGAUUUAUCACUCGACAAUGUGCGUACACUAGUGUACAUUACGAAAACAAAGAGUGUUAUUAAAACCAUCACAAAUAAUGAAAUUAAUAUUCAUAAACGAUCUAGAAAUGCAACUAGGGUGAAGAUUACCAAUCAAAGUCUGAUCGGAAGAUUAACACUAGAUGCCUAUGAUAUUGAUGCUAGAGGAAAGAAUAGUCUUCGAUACAAAGUCAUCAAGUAUCUAAUUAGAAAUCCAACCAAUGUAGAUAAUUUUAACAAACAAAUUGCAGAUAAUACACUCAAUCCACUUCAGAAAAAAUUGGUGUUCAGUAUCGUGUCUGACAGGUUGUUGCAAUUGUUGAGCGAUGAUGUUUUACGUAAAAUUGCCAAUUCUCAUGAAGUUGUUAGAGGAAGAAAUAACAAGGAUUUGACGAUCAAUUUAUUUAGAACUUUUUACUUUGGAAAUCCAAGAGAAUAUGUACAAAUCAAUUUUGAUACACAAACUAUUGGACAAGUGAGUGUUACUGUAAAUGGAGAGUCAGUGAAUGAUUAUACGAGAACAUUGACUAAGCUUUCAAUUCCACUUAGGCUUCCUACCCAAUCCCUAAAUCCAUAUUUUGAAAAAAAGCAAAUAGAAAUAUCUUUUUCUGGAGAACAGUACCAAACCACUGUAUAUUUAAUUUCUGCCGACAUGAACAAAAUUUUAAGUAAUCUUUUAAAGAUGGAAUUAGUUGGAAUUAAUGGAGUGAGAAGAGAUCACUCUGAGUCACUCCUUUCAUGCAAACCAGUGUGGAACAUUGAUGAGCAUGGUACCUUUAGGUAUUAUUAUGAAUACUUUUUAGAGUGGUCAGCUGCUUGGGAUGUUUGUGAAGAGAAUGAGAGUCUCUUUGAAUUUCUUCUACAGACCAAUGCUUUUUAUGUUCCUUUAGGUGCAAAAACAACAAAAACUACAACCUCUUCGGCUAGUAACAAAUCCUUAUCGGAAAGAACACCAAACACUGUACAACCACAACGUAAUAAUAAUACUACAAAAAGUGCAGUAGUAACAUCUCAACAACCAAAGGUGGCAAAAAAGACUGAAUCAAAAUCUUCUACUCCCUCCAAGCAACAACAAGAACAGGAGAAACAAGAAGUGGAGAUCAAUGAUACAUCAAGCACUCUAUCGGAAAAUAUUGACCUGAAUAAUGAUGAAUCUGAUGGUCUUGGUGAAGGAUUUUAUUCAAUAAAGGACAUGGAAAAUGACUUGAAAAAGGAACGUACUCAAUCUACAGUAGUCAAAAAACCAACAAAGAUAACACCCAAGUUAGUGGCAGACAAGUGUCUCACUGAGAUUCCAACUGAUGAGGACGAGUUGUACACUUCAUUAUUCGAGCUUAAAAAGUUAAAUUUGGAUCGUAGUAAUAUUCAUGUAAUUGAAAAUUUGGAUUUGUAUGGCCAUUUGACUCAUAUUUAUCUGCAAUGUAAUUUUAUUACAGAGUUAUCUGAUGAGUUUAGAUAUUUGCCACACCUUGUAUUUUUAGCAUUAUUUGAUAACAAGAUUAAACGUGUGGAAAAUGAAUUGGCAGAUAACCACAAACUUCAAUACCUUGACUUAUCCAAUAAUGUAAUUGAAUAUUGUGAUUUGGAAAACUUACCAAAGAGCCUUAUCAUAUUCAACAUUGACCAAAACCCUCUAGUAUUAGAAGAAGAUUCCGUUAAGGAGCAACUUCCAAACCUAGUGCAAUACAACAUGAGGGAAUACCUUAAUGAAGAGUUUGUAACGGAAGAAAAGCUUCCUUUUGACAGGUCAACCUUAACUAAAAUGAGAUCAUCUCAGUCAGGAAUGGAACUCCUUAACAAAUCUGCUACCUCUGAUGACUCGAAUGAUAGUGUAAAUGAGGUACAUAUUGAAAAUGAACUGCAAGUUCAAAAACAUACCAGACAAGAAUACUCCAAUGCAAACAAUGAAAUUGUUGAAAAUUACAAAAAGGCACUCAUGGAAGAAAUGGAAAGAAUUAAAACUGAAUUCUCGCUUAAAAAGGACAAGCUCUUGGGAGAAAUCAAAGAAAGAAGAGAAAAUAAAUAG
Molecule: messenger RNA, 2145 nt
Organism: Naegleria gruberi
Lineage: Eukaryota; Heterolobosea; Eutetramitea; Acrasida; Naegleriidae
Exons: 3
Coding region: 1-2145 (714 amino acids)
Molecular function (GO): protein binding
Source: RefSeq, a predicted model, not a curated record